This is a messenger RNA of Chrysemys picta bellii (western painted turtle), 1140 nucleotides long. RefSeq names its product HD domain containing 3 (gene HDDC3). Gene Ontology annotation, molecular function: guanosine-3',5'-bis(diphosphate) 3'-diphosphatase activity. The record is from RefSeq and is a predicted model, not a curated record. Lineage: Eukaryota; Metazoa; Chordata; Testudines; Emydidae.
GAGUCCCGCGGCAAUGGGCUCCGAGGCGGCCCGGCUGCUGGAGGCCGCCGACUUCGCAGCCCGGAAGCACAAGCAGCAGCGGCGGAAGGACCCCGAGGGGACCCCGUACAUCAACCACCCCAUCGGUGUGGCCAGGAUCCUGUCUCGGGAGGCUGGAGUAACGGACAUUGCGGUGCUGCAGGCUGCUCUGCUGCACGACACAGUGGAGGACACAGACACCACCUUCUCGGAGAUCGAGGAGCAGUUUGGGCGGGAGGUGAGGCGGAUUGUGGAGGAGGUGACGGAUGACAAGAUGUUGCCCAAGAUGGAGCGGAAGCGCCUGCAGAUAGAGCGUGCGCCCCACAGCAGCCGGGGAGCCAAGCUGGUCAAACUGGCAGACAAGCUGUACAACCUGCGGGACCUGAACCGCUGCACGCCAGCAGGCUGGUCUGAGCAGCGGGUCCAGGAGUACUUCCUGUGGGCCUCACAGGUGGUGAAGGGUCUGCGUGAGACAAGCCCUGCGCUGGAGGAGAAGUUGCAGCAGCUGUUCAGGGAGCGAGGGCUGCCGGAGUGACUGUGCGGGAUGCCUGCCAUGUGAUGUUAACUACUGACUCCCGAAGCAUGCCUUCCACAGGCCAGCUCCCUCAGACCAGCCAGCCAGUGAUAGCUGCAUGGACGCCUCUUACUAACCCACCUAUUCGGGCACUCCUGCCCCCUAGGCAAGGGAGGGUACAGAGAUGGGGGCCAGAUAAAGGGCAGCACAGAAUGGGACAGGGGAUUAAAGCCCAAGCAGUCACCGGCUACAGAAUACCCACACUCUCCUGGGGGGUGGGGGAGGCAGCACUGAUUUCCACUGCUUCUCUCCUUCUCCUCUGGCCUCCAGCACUGAACUUCCCUCUCCAGAGGGAGCAGGACAUACGCUCCUCCUAAAGACUCCCAUAAACCUUGCCCUGUGGCUCAGCUGAGGAGGAGAAGUGGGGGUUGACAGACCCUUCCCCUCAGCUUGUUUCCUGUCCCUAGUACAGGUGGGGUGGGGGCCCUAAGGCUCUGGGGAGGUCACACCCUAACUGGGGGUCAGGGUCUGGGCUCUGAGUGCAGCCUGCUCAGCUUGGGGACCGAACCCAGUAACUGUCUCUAAAUAAAAGCCCUGAGUGCCAUGAA